AUGAAAGUGCGUGUUAUUUAUGACUUUUCAGCUCAAGGAACCGGUGAGCUCAGUGUUAGUCAUGGUGAGGAACUUACCAUCACCAACCAAAAUGUUGGUGCUGGCUGGUGGCAAGCUGUUAAUGCAUUUGGGAAAGAAGGACUUGUGCCUUCAGAAUUUGUGGAAAUUAUUGAACUGCCUGAGCCUGCAGCCCCACCCCCUCCACCACCAACAGUGGAGUAUGGUAGAGAAGUCGAUCGGUUCGAUGAAUGGGAUGAUGAAUGGGAUAGUGACGAAACUGAUCCUUCCUUGCCAAAUAAAAGUUUUAAUGAUAGAAAUCAUCAGUCAGUUGACUGUAGUUCACUUCAAGUUAGUCGCAAACCUCUAGACUCGUCGACAACAGCAUAUAAUUACUCUGAAUAUGUACGCAAUACACCAAUUCGCAAGUAUUUUAAUAGGUCAUUUAUUCGUACUGGAGGGGAAGAUUUCCUAUUGGAUCACGAUCCACCACCUUUUCCUCAAAUUGAAGCUAAUAUCGAAUAUGUGGAUGGAAUUUUUAAGUGGCGUUGCUCGACAAAUGAUCUCACAAGUUAUAUUUCAUCAUUUCGAAAAGACUCAAAAAUGAAAGGAAUUAAAAGUUUCAUCGCAUAUCAAAUAACUACUUCAGUGACACCUACACAAGUCAGUAGAAGAUAUAAACACUUUGAUUGGCUUCAUUCACGUUUAUUAUCCAAAUAUCCAUGUAUUUGUAUCCCACCUUUACCGGAGAAAGCGAUUACAGGUCGAUAUGAAGAUGAUUUUGUUGAUGAGCGACGUAAAUGGUUACAGCAAUGGUUAACUCGUAUGUGUAAACAUCCUGUUGUCUCGCAUAGUUCAGUAUUUUUACACUUUCUUACGUGUACUGAUUUCAAGAAAUGGAAAUCAGGCAAACGUGAAGCAGAAACUGAUCGAUUACAAGGAGGUCGUUUUUAUUUUGCUGUAGAAUCAAAGGAAGCACAAACACCACAGGACUAUACCAUGGAAAAAGUGGAGGCAACUGAACGAUUUCUAUCUGAUUUGGAAAGAUCAACUAAAGCGUUAAGUGAAACAGUUAGUGAAUAUCAUCGAAAAUUAAGUACCAAUAUUCGUAAAGAAUUCUCAGCACUGUCUCUGGCUUUUCUUAAUAUGAGCAAAGCUGUUGAUUCAGAUGUUCAUACAAAACACUUGAAUACAAAAUUAUCUCAUACAUUAUCUACUACUAGUGAUACUUUCAAAACAAUUGCAUGUAUACAUGCACUGCAGUCAGAAGCAACAAUUAAUCUUCAAGAAUGCUUAAAAGAAUUUACUCGUCUAUUACCUAAUACAUCGAAUAUAAUCAAUUUAGCAAAAUCAACUUGUUCAACAGUAGAUGAAAUAAAUCGUUGUAAUUUAGAUGAACAAAAAAUGUCACAAUCUGAUAUCAAUCGAAUUCAAUAUAGUUCACUUAUUAUAACACGUUCUGUACAAGCUGAAUGUAAUUUAAUUAUGAAACAAAUUCGUGAUGAAUGGAUGAAUAAACUUAAAGAUUAUUUAAAUGAUCAAGCAUAUUUUUAUCAUCAAAUUAGUGAAUAUAUAGAACAAGCUAUUCAAUCAUUUCCAAUUUGAUGUUUAAUUUUAAUUGUAUAAUUCAGUCUUCCAGUUUCUUUCUUAUUCAGAUAAUUAUAGUGAUUAUACUAUUUGUUCUCUACAUGCUCAAUAUUUCUUCCCAUUGCCUAUAUAUAUAUAUAUAUAUAU
Messenger RNA from Heterobilharzia americana, 1731 nucleotides. Lineage: Eukaryota; Metazoa; Platyhelminthes; Trematoda; Strigeidida; Schistosomatidae. The record is from the annotation of a GenBank genome assembly.